CCUUAUUAUCUCACGACUCGACUACUCUCCGCAUACGCCACCCCCCUCUGCCAAUCCCUCCACUGGCCUCCACUCAGUGUCCUCCACCCCCCUCUGCCAAUCCCUCCACUGGCCUCCACUCAGUGUCCUCCACCCCUCUCUGCCAAUCCCUCCACUGGCCUCCACUCAGUGUCCUCCACCCCUCUCUGCCAAUCCCUCCACUGGCUUCCACUCAGUGUCCUCCACCCUUCUCUGCCAAUCCCUCCACUGGCCUCCACUCAGUGUCCUCCAUCCCUCUCUGCCAAUCCCUCCACUGGCCUCCAUUCAGUGUCCUCCACCCCUCUCUGCCAAUCCCUCCACUGUCCUCCACCCCUCUCUGCCAAUCCCUCCACUGUCCUCCAUACCUCUCUGCCAAUCCCUCCACUCAGUGUCCUCCACCCCCCUAUGUCAUUCCCUCCACUGGCUCCACCCCCCUAUGUCAUUCCCUCCACUGGCUCCACCCCCCUCUGUCAUUCCCUCCACUGGCUCCCGACUGCCCAACACAUAAAAUUAAAAUUAGUAACACUGACGUACAAAGCUAUUCAUAACACUGCCCCAAACUACUCACCGACCUGAUAUCCAUCUACCACCCAAAAUGUACUCUUCGCCCCUCACAAGCCUCCCUACUCUCUAGGUCCCUGGUCUCUUCCUCCCAUGCCUGACUCAAGGACUUCUCCAGGGCUUCCCCCAUCCUCUGGAACUUACUACCCCCAAUCCAUCAGACUGUCACCUACCCUCCUUACCUUUAGGCACACCCUGAAAACCCAUUUCUUCUGGGAGGCCUACCCCGCCCUCACCUAACUGCCGAUCUCCUCCACUCCUCCUACCACUCCAUCCCCCACAACCAUUUCCUCCUGUGCCACCAUCCCCUCCC
Messenger RNA from Staurois parvus, 892 nucleotides. The record is from the annotation of a GenBank genome assembly. NCBI's taxonomy places the organism in Eukaryota, Metazoa, Chordata, Amphibia, Anura, Ranidae.